GAAAUGUGAAUAUCGGUAUUGAUAAUUUAGGUUAGUAAUAUAAAUAAAUUGCUUAUUACCAGUUCUGUAUUAGUUUAUUUACUCGAUUACCCGUAGUUACAAUGAAUAAUUUCUUGAAGAACUUAUGCAUUAUUGGUUUAAAAUCAAACCAAUUAAAAAGUAUACACACCAGUGCGCCAGCUUUAGCCUGGUCUAAAACUGACAAUAAACCGAAAAGAUUUUUGCGGCACAAUAAUAAAAUAUAUCCUCCUCAAUCACCUGAUGAAGAACCUAGGCCUGCAUUUGUAUGUGUUCAAAAAACCAAUAUAAAGUAUAGCCCAGAAAAGUUGUGGUACAUUGCCAGUUUUGUCAGAGGUAUGACAGUUGAUGAAGCUAUAAAACAACUCAGUUUUGUACCAAAAAAGGGAGCAAUAUUUGUUAAAGAAGCCAUACUUGAAGCUCAAGAACUAGCUGUAAAAGAACACAAUGUGGAAUUUAGAAGCAAUUUGUGGGUUGCUGAAUCUUUUUCUGGUAAGGGAAUGGUAAUCAAGGGAAUAAGAAGACAUGCCAGAGGUCGUAUGGGUGAAGUGAGGUACCAGUUCAGUCACUAUUUUGUGAGGUUGGAGGAGGGGAAACCACCAGUAGAUUAUUACAAGAGAAAUCCACAAACACCACAACAACAACUUGCUAAUUGGCUGGAACAAAUGAGGAAGAGAAAGAUUAUAAAUUCAUAUUAAGUUGUACAUCAUUU
Molecule: messenger RNA, 730 nt
Organism: Spodoptera exigua (beet armyworm)
Lineage: Eukaryota; Metazoa; Arthropoda; Insecta; Lepidoptera; Noctuidae
Source: the annotation of a GenBank genome assembly